Messenger RNA from Humulus lupulus (European hop), 1459 nucleotides. Its product is annotated as 1-aminocyclopropane-1-carboxylate oxidase-like. The transcript is spliced from 4 exons. The record is from RefSeq and is a predicted model, not a curated record. The coding region runs from base 142 to 1122 and encodes 326 amino acids. Lineage: Eukaryota; Viridiplantae; Streptophyta; Magnoliopsida; Rosales; Cannabaceae.
CUCAAACUCAGACCAAUCUCACCACAUUCCGACUUUCAAGCAUAUUAUUUCUUAAGAGCACUCACUGUUCUGAGGACAAAAGAAAAUAGAGUACUGAGUGAAAGUCACUUCGAAAAAAAAACAGAGAGAGCGAAGAAAAAAAUGGCAAUUCAACCAAGUUUUCCCAUUGUUGACAUGGCAAAACUCAGCACUGAUGAGAGAAAAACAACCAUGGAGUUGAUCAACGACGCUUGUGAGAACUGGGGCUUCUUUGAGUUGAUGAACCAUGGUAUAUCACAUGACCUCCUGGACACGGUUGAGAGGCUAACAAAGGAGCACUACAGACAGUGCAUGGAACAAAGGUUCAAGGAUAUGGUGGCAAGCAAAGGCCUUGAGGCCGUACAGUCCGAGAUCGACGACUUGGACUGGGAAAGCACCUUCUUUUUGCGCCAUCGUCCCACCUCAAACAUGUCCGAAAUCCCUGAUCUAGAUCAAAACUACAGGGAUGCAAUGAAAGAGUUUGCUAAAGAGCUGGAAAAACUGGCGGAGCAACUUCUGGACUUGCUGUGUGAGAAUCUUGGACUCGAGAAAGGAUACCUGAAAAAGGCAUUUUUCGGAUCAAAAGGCCCAACUUAUGGAACUAAGGUCAGUAACUACCCACCGUGCCCAAAACCCGAGCUGAUUAAGGGUCUCCGGGCUCACACCGACGCCGGCGGCCUCAUACUUCUCUUCCAGGACGACAAGGUCAGUGGUCUUCAGCUCCUUAAGGACGGUGAGUGGAUUGACGUUCCUCCAAUGAGACACUCCAUUGUCAUCAACCUUGGUGACCAACUUGAGGUAAUCACUAACGGAAAAUACAAGAGUAUUGUGCACCGGGUGAUAGCUCAAUCGGACGGUAACAGGAUGUCCAUAGCAUCGUUCUAUAACCCUGGAAGUGACGCCGUUAUCUUUCCAGCGCCGGCAUUGGUGGAAGAAGCUGCAGCGGACCAGAACGAAAGCCAAGCAAUUGUGUACCCAAAGUUUGUGUUUGAGGACUACAUGAAGCUCUACGCCGGACUGAAAUUCCAAGCUAAGGAGCCCAGGUUUGAAGCCAUGAAGGCCAUGGAAACCACCGUCAAUGUGGGUCCUAUUGCAAUUGUUUGAGAAAGUAAGAACAAGCUUUAUUUUAAUAUUUUAAUCAAAAAGAGCAAAACGACAGCAAAAUAGAUCAUGGGAUUUAGUUAAAUUAUUAGUUUGCGUCGUAUAGCUAUGUCUGUUCUUGUUAGUUAUGUUUUAUUAAAUGGGUGGCAGUGUUCUAUGAUGUUUGUAACUUAUAGUAGCUUUUAAAAACUUAAGCUUAUAUUAUAUUAUAAGCAUAAGUUGUACGGAGUAAAUAAUAAUAAGUUCGUGUUGUGUGUUGAAUUAACUUCAUGCGUUGAUGGUGUUAAUGUUACGCUUUUGAAAAGAUAAAUAUAUGUUAAAGCUGAGCUUUUUAAGAUUU